AUGGGAGGCUGCUCGUCGUUUGACGCGCUCGUCGAGGGCGGCGCCCGCCUGCUCGCCUCGUCGGACGAGGAGCUCUUCCACGAGGCGGGCGUGUGGAUCCCGUCGACAGCGGAGUGGCUCGUCACGUCCAACCGGCUCAAGGCCGGCACGCCCGAGACGCACGUCAAGAUCCUGGCGGUGCACUUCCCGUCCGGCGCCGUGCGCCGGCUCGAGGCGCUCGAGGCCCAAAUCGUCAUGGGCAACGGCGGCACGACGGACUUCGCCGGCGGCGCCUACCUGUGCUCGCAGGGCCUCGGCGAGCAAACCGGCUCGCUGUGGCACGUGGACGCGAGCCUGUCCGUCGGCACGCGCGUCGGCCCGCCCGAGGGCCUCGUGCUCAAUUCGCUCAACGACGUCGUGCUCCACCGCGCCUCCGGCCGCCUCCUCUUCACCGACCCGGCGUACGGCAUCGAGGUCCAGGGCUUCCGCACGACCUUCCACGCCUCCAAGGCCGUGUGGGGCGUGCCCGCGGACCCCGAGAAGGCGGCGCACGCGGCGAGCUGGGCCAUGCUCAACGAGUGCCACGACCAGCCCAACGGCGUGCUGCUGUCGCCCGACGAGCGCAUCGCGUACGUCACCGACGUGUGGAGCGGCAAGUGGCACAACAACCCCGACGUCCAGCUGCGCAACGCCGCGGGCGCAGGCGGCGAGCAGAGCAGGAUCCACGCCUUCGACGUCGUGCACGACGCCGCGCAGGGCACGGUCGCGCUGGCCAACGCGCGCACCUUCGUCGACCUUCGCGAGGAGCCUAAGCCUGCCGAGGGCUACCCCGACGGGAUCAAGUGCGACGAGCACGGCAACGUGUACGCCGGCUGCGGGGGGGGCGUGCGCGUGUACGCGCCGUCGGGCCACUUCCUCGGGCGCAUCGCCGUCAAGGGCGGCGUCGCGAACCUGUGCUUUGGCGGCGACGACGGGCGCACGCUGCUCAUGCUCAACGAGACGAAGGCCUUCACCGUGCGGAUGAAGGUCCGCGGGGCGCUCGAGGUGACGCAGAGCCUGAAAAGAGUACAGAGUAAAGAGUAA
Messenger RNA from Emiliania huxleyi CCMP1516, 1062 nucleotides. RefSeq lists its product as hypothetical. The record is from RefSeq and is a predicted model, not a curated record. The transcript is spliced from 2 exons. NCBI's taxonomy places the organism in Eukaryota, Haptophyta, Isochrysidales, Noelaerhabdaceae. The coding region runs from base 1 to 1062 and encodes 353 amino acids.